Molecule: messenger RNA, 2029 nt
Organism: Dermacentor andersoni
Lineage: Eukaryota; Metazoa; Arthropoda; Arachnida; Ixodida; Ixodidae
Gene: Ddx56
Product: putative ATP-dependent RNA helicase DDX56
Cellular component (GO): cytosol
Molecular function (GO): nucleic acid binding; ATP binding; RNA helicase activity
Source: RefSeq, a predicted model, not a curated record
CUUGUUGGGAUUAGGGCUAUUCAAAAGCAACAUGGCGGCCCCCGUGCGGCCGUAAGCAGCUGUCGUAGACAACGUGCGUGCGUGCGUCGUAGUGUGUAUCGCACAUUGUGUGCCUGACAUAUAUAUUUUGUCAGCGCAAACCCGGCAACAGUGAUCAUGUCGGGCAAAGAGCUCGAGUUCCACGAGAUGGGUCUCGACGAUCGCCUGCUCAAGGCGAUCGCCAAGCUCGGCUGGGGCAAACCGACACCCAUCCAGGAGAAAGCCGUGCCUCUCAUCCUCGAAGGCAAGGACGUGUUGGCUCGAGCCCGCACGGGCAGCGGCAAGACGGGCGGCUUCUGCCUCCCGAUGAUCCAUCGGCUGAUGCAGUACCGCGUCGACCAGGAGCCCGCGACUCGGGGCCUCAUCCUGGCGCCCACGAAAGAGCUGUGCAGUCAGAUAGCGCGCUGCGUUGCCCAGCUGUCCGGUACGUGGUUGCGUUGCGUCGACGUGUCGGGCACCGCCGAUCUGGCCAUCCAACGUCCACUGCUCGCCGAGCGGCCGGCCGUCGUCGUUGGCACGCCGUCGCGGUUGCUGGCCCACUUGAAGGCGGGACACCUGACGCUCAAGCUCGAAAUGCUCGUCAUCGACGAGGCAGACCUCGUGCUCUCCUUCGGACACGAGCAGGACCUCAACGAGCUGCUCACGCGACUCCCCAACCGGUGUCAGACGGUGCUCACCUCGGCCACGCUCAGUCCCGAGGUGCUGAACCUCAAGCGUCUAGCGCUCCGCAAUCCGGUGACGCUGAAGCUUCAAGAGGGCGAGCAAGACCAGCAGCGGCUCUCGCAGUACGUCAUCCGCUGCGAAGAGGACGACAAGUUCGCCCUCCUGUGCGCGCUGUUCAAGCUCCGGCUCGUGGUGGGCAAGACCCUGAUCUUCGUCACCACCGUGGACCGCUGUUUCGUCGUCAAGCUCUUCCUCGAGCAGUUCGGCGUGCGAUGCUGCGUGCUCAACUCCGAGCUCCCUCUGGCGUCGCGCGCCCUCAUCCUGAACCAGUUCAACGAGGGCCGCUACGAGAUCAUGGUCGCGUCGGACGAGAAGGGCAUCGAAGCCCAAGACAAGGCGCCCAAGAAGAGCAAGAAGCGCAACCAGGACCCCGAGUACGGCGUGUGCCGGGGCCUGGACUUCCAGAACGUCGCGAACGUCAUCAAUCUCGACUUCCCGACGACCGUGCAGGCCUACCAGCACCGUGUGGGACGGACGGCGCGCGGAGACCGCAAAGGGACGGCCUUGUCACUGGUCAAGGACCGGGAGGCCCACCUGCUCGAGGCCGUCCAGAAGGCGCUCCCCGAGGGCACGCUCAAGCCCUACCUGUUCCGCAUGGAAGAGAUUGAACCGUUCCGGUACAGGAGCAAGGACGCCUUCCGCGCUGUGACGCGAAUUGCGGUGCGAGAGGCGCGUCUGAAAGAGAUCAAGACGGAGAUGCUCUCGUCGCAGAAGCUGCAGUCCUUCUUUGAGGAGAAUCCGAGGGAAAAGCAACUCUUGCGACACGACAAGGCGCUGCACAUCAUCAAGCACCAGCCACACCUCAAACACUGCCCGGAUUACAUCAUCCCUCCGACGCUGCAGCGCAGUCUCCAGAAGGAAAGUGCGAAGGCUCCGCAGCCCGUCAAGCGACCCAGGACACGUGAGGAACGCAACAGAAAGUACGGCAAGAAGCCUCGCAGAAACGACCCACUUCAGAGUUUCAGUUGUGACUGAGAUGUGUUAUGGAUUUGGCAUGGAACCUACCAUGUUGUAUCAUUCUUUUUCUACCGUGCCCAGCUGGAAGAGUGGCAGACGAUGUGCAUCUAACCCAACUGUGUCAGUUGCCACAUGUGUUGAAUGCACAGCCAUCGUUGGUAUGAUUGCAAGGGAGCCUUUUCUCAUUGGCGUUCACUUCUUCCCUGCUGCUGUGCGCCACUUUUGUCAGGCUGCAUUUUCUAACUGUUCUCGAGGAAUGCAGUUUGACUGUCAAAGCAGGUAAUAAAGAAUGGUUGCCUGUGUACUCAAA